Molecule: messenger RNA, 3408 nt
Organism: Myotis brandtii (Brandt's bat)
Lineage: Eukaryota; Metazoa; Chordata; Mammalia; Chiroptera; Vespertilionidae
Gene: FES
Product: FES proto-oncogene, tyrosine kinase
Exons: 17
Coding region: 930-3194 (754 amino acids)
Biological process (GO): cell adhesion; regulation of mast cell degranulation; peptidyl-tyrosine phosphorylation
Molecular function (GO): ATP binding; non-membrane spanning protein tyrosine kinase activity
Source: RefSeq, a predicted model, not a curated record
UCCUGCGUGCCUCGAGGUGGGCCCAAGUCAGGACUCCAAGGCCUGUCUGCUGAGGGGUUCCAGGGCCUCCGUUAGGGAGCAGAGGGGUCUAGAAGGAGGCAGCAGCUGGAGACAAGCCCCUGGGGUGGGACAAGCUGAGCACCCCACCCCACAGGCCCUGCGUCCAGCAGGGGGUGCCCCAUUGCUCAGGGUCUCCCUUGGCUGAAGGAAGUGGCCUGGUCACCAGGUGCAAGGCUGAGGCCUCCUGUGGGACCAGGAAGGCUGAGUGUUCCUGCUGGGGAGACCCUGAGGCCCAGCUGGGUAAACUCUACCCCAGCCCCAGACCCACCCCCCCAGGUCUCCCUGGGACAGGAAACUCCCUCCUGCCUAGGGCAGGGGAGUGGGGAUUGGUCCAUUAGGACCUGUGCCUGAGAAGCAGGCCUCUCCUUGGUAGAUUAACUUGGAAGUUUUCCUUAAAUGGAGCCCGCACCUGGGUGCCCCUUGGGGAACCCGGGGUGGGGAGGGCCUGGCCUAUGCUCUCCGUUACUCUUCCGGCCACUGGGCUGCUGCUAGGACUGCCACCUGCCGCCGGACUCCCAGGCUCAGAGGCCCCGCAGCCUCUCCCAGCGCCCGCCCCUCCUAGGCACCCUGGGGCCACUCUCCGUCCCCACCCCAGGCCCUGGGGAUUGCUGGCCCAGGCUGCCCUCGCAGGGCUAUUCUUCCCCGGCCCCUCCUCCCUUCCGUUUCCGUGGCUGGGGCUGGGGCUGGGCAGGAGGGCCCGGCAGGCAUGGGGGCUACUGCCCGCCCCUUCCCCUCAGCGGCCCGCCCCGGGGUCUGAGCCAACUGAAACCCUGGAGGAGGAAGCACCGAAUCAGGAACUGGCCAGUUGGCUGGGCCUAAGGCAGCCCUCGGCGCCCCUGGAUCAGCUGCCCAAGCCGUGAAACCGCACUAUGGGCUUCUCUUCGGAGCUGUGCAGCCCCCAGGCCCACACGGCCGUGCAGCAGAUGCAGGAGGCCGAGCUGCGGCUGCUGGAGGGCAUGAGGAAGUGGAUGGCCCAGCGGGUCAAGAGUGACCGGGAAUACGCGGGGCUGCUGCACCACAUGCAGGAUAGUGGGGCCCAGAACCGGGCCGGCCCCGACAGCCCCAUCAGCCAGUCCUGGGCAGAGAUCACCAGCCUGACGGAGGGCCUGAGCCGGUUGCUGAGGCAGCACGCCGAAGAUCUGAACUCCGGGCCCCUGAGCAAGCUGAGCCUGCUGAUCGGGGUGCGGCAGCAGCUGCGCAAGACCUACAGCGAGCAGUGGCAGCAGCUGCAGCACGACCUCACCAAGACCCACAGCCAGGACAUUGAGAAGCUGAAGAACCAGUACCGAACCCUGGCGCGGGACAGCGCCCAGGCCAGGCGCAAAUACCAGGAGGCCAGCAAAGGUGCGUGGCUUCCCUCGGACCCGUCCACAGGUGCCCGGCUCUUCGCUCACAACCGCUACGUGCUUGGCGUGCGGGCUGCGCAGCUGCACCACCAGCACCACCACCAGCUCAUGCUGCCCAGCCUGCUCCUCCCGCUGCAGGACCUGCACCAGGAGAUGGCCUGCAUCCUGAAGGAGAUCCUGCAGGAAUACCUGGAGAUCAGCAGCCUGGUGCAGGACGAGGUGGCGGCCAUUCACCAGGAGAUGGCUGCAGCCGCUGCCCGCAUCCAGCCCGAGGCCGAGUACCACGGCUUCCUGCGGCAGCACGGGUCCGUCCCUGACGUCCCACCCUGUGUCACCUUCGAUGAGUCGCUGCUGGAGGAGGGCGAGGCCCUGGAGCCGGGGGAGCUGCAGUUGAAUGAGCUGACGGUGGAGAGCGUGCAGCACGCGCUGACUGCAGUGACCGAUGAGCUGGCUGCGGUCACCCAGAUGGUGCUCAGCCGGCAGGAGAUGGUCGCUCAGCUGCAGCGUGAGCUCCGGCACGAGGAGCAGGCCAUCCACCCUCGGCAGCGUCCCUGGCCUCAGGAGCCGGAGCGGGAAGGGGGAAGGACGCCCACCCUGGAGAUCCUCAAGACCCACAUCUCAGGGAUCUUUCGCCCCAAGUUCUCGCUCCCCCCACCGCUGCAGCUCAUCCCCGAGGUACAGAAGCCCCUGCACGAGCAGCUGUGGUACCACGGGGCCAUCCCGCGGGCAGAGGUGACGGAGCUGCUGACACAGUCCGGGGACUUCCUGGUGCGGGAGAGCCAGGGCAAGCAGGAGUACGUGCUGUCGGUGCUGUGGGACGGGCAGCCCCGGCACUUCAUCAUCCAGUCUGCGGACAACCUGUACCGACUGGAGGGCGAUGGCUUUCCCAGCAUUCCUUUGCUCAUCGACCACCUGCUGCGCUCCCAGCAGCCCCUCACCAAGAAGAGCGGUGUUGUCCUGAGCAGGGCUGUGCUCAAGGUAAGCCUGCGGAGCUGUGGUGUGCGAGAGGAGACGCACCGUAUUCCUGGGAACUUCGGCGAAGUGUUCAGCGGGCGCCUGCGAGUGGACAACACCCUGGUGGCGGUGAAAUCCUGUCGAGAGACGCUGCCGCCUGACCUCAAGGCCAAGUUUCUGCAGGAAGCCAGGAUCCUGAAGCAGUACAGCCACCCCAACAUCGUGCGUCUCAUCGGCGUCUGCACCCAGAAACAGCCCAUCUACAUCGUCAUGGAGCUGGUGCAGGGGGGCGACUUCCUGACCUUUCUUCGGACUGAGGGAGCCCGGCUUCGGAUGAAGACUCUGCUGCAGAUGGUGGGGGAUGCAGCUGCGGGCAUGGAGUACCUGGAGAGCAAGGGCUGCAUCCACCGGGACCUGGCUGCUCGCAACUGCCUGGUCACGGAGAAGAACGUCCUGAAGAUCAGUGACUUCGGGAUGUCCCGGGAGGAAGAGGACGGGAUCUACGCCGCCUCGGGGGGCCUCAGGCAAGUCCCCGUGAAGUGGACAGCACCCGAGGCUCUGAACUACGGCCGCUAUUCCUCCGAGAGCGAUGUGUGGAGCUUUGGCAUCUUGCUCUGGGAGACCUUCAGCCUGGGGGCCUCGCCGUACCCCAACCUCAGCAAUCAGCAGACGCGGGAGUUCAUCGAAAAGGGGGGCCGCUUGCCCUGCCCCGAGCUGUGCCCCGACGCUGUGUUCAGACUCAUGGAGCAGUGCUGGGCCUACGAGCCCGGGGAGCGGCCCAGCUUCAGCGUCAUCCACCAGGAGCUGCAGUGCAUCCGAAAGCGGCAUCGGUGAGGCUGGGCCGCCUCUCCAGCCGGUGGCCUCUGCCUGCGAGAUUGUACCUCCUGCCCAGCGCCAGCUCCCAGCGCAGCGGCUCUUCACAGCUCUGGACUCCAGGCACCGGCAUCCGUGCCCCCGGUGGGGAUGCGGCCCCAUGUCUGCUGUGCAUCGCGCUCCUGCCAGGGCCUCCUCUUCCAAGCAGAAAUAAUAAACCACUUGUGCCCGCCUA